AUGGAAGAAGUGAAGAAGUGGCUGCCACUACCCUUCCCUCAAAAGUACAUAAAAGCAAAGGAGGAUGCAUUGUUCAAAAAGUUUAGUGACACAUUCAAAGAGUUGCAUAUAAAUUUACCUUUGCUAGAUGUUUUGCAUAGUAUGCCAAAGUACUUGAGGGAUGUGGUGGCGAAGAAGGUAAAAUUGCAAGAUGUGGGAGCAAUAACAUUCACUAAAGAGUGUAACACUAUCAUGACACAAAAAAUCCCUAAGAAAUUGAAAGAUCAAGGGAAGUUUUCCAUCCCUAUUCAAAUUGGGAGUAAAGAUGUUCACGCAUUGAGUGAUUUAGGUAAAAGUAUAAAUUUGAUGCCCCUAUCUCUGUUUGAAAAAUUGGGCUUGGGAAAGCUAAGAUCGACCACUGUGAUUUUGCAGAUAGCAGAUGACUCUAUGGCAUAUCCAAAAGGGAUAAUUGAGGAUAUACUCAUAAAGGUUGACGAACAAGUACCAAUUAUUUUGAGACGCCCAGUCUUAGAGACCGGAGGGGCUUUGAUUGAUGUUAGAGAAGGCACACUCAAGAUGAGGGUAGAUUAUGAAGAGAUGGUAUUUGAUAUUUACAAGACCCUCAUUAAGAAUUCCUUCUAUACAGAUUUAUGCAUGAUCAAUGUGUUGGAAAAGGAUGAGUGUGGGGUGCCUAAGCCACUAAAGACCUCUUCCGACUACCUAGUUGAGUGGCCUAAGAUGAAACCACCAUUUUCCAACAUGUUGAAAGGUAAAAGAGGUCUGAAAGAGUGA
Capsicum annuum is the source of this 771-nucleotide messenger RNA. RefSeq lists its product as uncharacterized. The record is from RefSeq and is a predicted model, not a curated record. The transcript has 2 exons. NCBI's taxonomy places the organism in Eukaryota, Viridiplantae, Streptophyta, Magnoliopsida, Solanales, Solanaceae. Bases 1 to 771 code for a protein of 256 amino acids.